UCUCGUGCAUCACGCUGAUGUUGACAAUAUCACUGGUUCUCGAAUCUUGCAUACAAUUCUAGAUCAGUGCCAGCAUCAUAAAUGGAAAACGAGAGGCAAGAAAUCGCUACAAAUGGUGAAAGUCUUACUUCAGAGAGGAGUAGAUCCGGCUAUUUUCGAUGGGGAUGGCUUCAAUGCUCUCACAAAACUCCUCGAAUUCCCGAGAGAUAUCGACGUGGCGGAAUGCUUGAAGGUUCUUUUGACGAAUGCCGAUCCCGCAAUUCAAGAUGCGAAAGCUCGAAAACCACUUGAAUUAGCUAUUAGGAGAUUCCACGACCCAACCCGUUUCCAGCUGAUUGAGCUUUUGCUUUCUACGCACUCGGCUGGGUUCAGCUCAGGCUCGGGGAUCCCGCAGUACUUCCCCGUCUCUUCACAGUGGCCGCAUUACUUGAACAACGGAUUUAGACAACACAUGCAGAUGUUCAUCCCCCCAGAUUGCCUCGAUCAUGUCGUCCGAGCUGCAGUUAGCAUAUCGACGCGAAAGGCAGUGGAGGAGAACACGGCCGAUGAUGCACCAGGCGAUUUCUCCCGCCAGGUGACAAUCGUCACCGACGCGAUUUUCACGAGGAAGCAACAUAAACUCCCGGACAUUCCGUACUUGGACGGCUUGUUUGGGAUGAAGCUCUUGCAGUUUGCGAAGAGUAAACUUUCUCCGCCGUGGUCCACUUUUCCUCCUUCGUUUCCUAGCGGACACGACAGCGCGCAUUUUACACCGCAAGCGUAUUAUUAUGGGCCGCAAGAGCCCACUAAUACCCUGAUGCCAUCGCACGCGCACUACUACGGGUCGUAUGAGAGCCCAAAUGAUGGAGGUAGUGGUACGAGUUAUCAUCCCGGAAAGCCUUCUUAAUACUAC
Molecule: messenger RNA, 892 nt
Organism: Mytilinidion resinicola
Lineage: Eukaryota; Fungi; Ascomycota; Dothideomycetes; Mytilinidiales; Mytilinidiaceae
Exons: 1
Coding region: 113-886 (257 amino acids)
Source: RefSeq, a predicted model, not a curated record